Yamadazyma jaroonii is the source of this 894-nucleotide messenger RNA. The record is from the annotation of a GenBank genome assembly. NCBI's taxonomy places the organism in Eukaryota, Fungi, Ascomycota, Pichiomycetes, Serinales, Debaryomycetaceae.
AUGAGUUUAGUUCAACAAACUAUGAUGAGUGCAAGACUAGUCGAGCAAGUAGGAUUAAAUCUUAAUAGUGAUAAUUCUACCCAAAUACGAGAUACAAAUGAGUAUAAGUAUCAAGGGGUGCCUUUUGAUGAAAGUGAUUUUAUGGACCAGAGAUUGGAUGUAGAGGGUGUUUAUGAUGAAGAUUUUGCUAUGAAUUACUCACAAGACUCAGAAGAAGUACCUAUUCCUACAAGAGAUAGACAUAGUUUCGGGGGGUUAUCCUAUCGAGAAAGAACCCAUGAGUAUACAUUUGAUGAAUAUCAAUACAAAGAGAGAUAUUCGGAAUCUAAACAGAGGUUUAUCCAAGCUCGUGAUACUUACAUUAUGGUUAGUCUGUUGAAGCAGCUAAUACCUUCGAUAUUCCAUUAUAAACAAGAUUUGAAAACAUUUUUCACUGAAGAACUUUUUUUCAGUCAAAAUCUUCAAAACUUAACUCGUCUGAACAAGGAAGUAUACCAGGUGCUAAAAAAUGAUAAUUCCAGUUUAAAAUCAUCGUUGCUGGAGAUUUACAAUGAAAUGAAGUUGGAAAUAUAUACCAAUGUUAAUUUUUAUAAGAUUGCUAAUAAUGCUAAAGUGAUGGUGAUGGGAUUAAUGAAAGUCAAAGCAGCAUUCCAAAAGUAUAUUAAUGAUUUACUGGUAUUGGAUGAUUUAAUCGAUGAAGAUGAAAGCGAUGAAUGUAAUGAAAGUAAUGAUUUAACUGGUUUAAAUAAAUACUUUGGCACCGAAAUCGACAAAAACAUCAAGAUUUUUGAUGAACUAAUUAACUUGUAUAAUAAAAAGGGUUGGAGGGACCAUGAAACUUUCGUUUAUGAUAUCAUUCUGUUUGAUGAUCAUUUAAAAAAUAUUGUAGAUUAA